Messenger RNA from Labrus bergylta (ballan wrasse), 2219 nucleotides. NCBI's taxonomy places the organism in Eukaryota, Metazoa, Chordata, Actinopteri, Labriformes, Labridae. The record is from RefSeq and is a predicted model, not a curated record.
AUGGUGCCCCGUCCCACUGGCCUGUCUGUCCCUCUGUUGUGUCCAUUUAUAACAUCCAGACACAGUGCAGAGGUUAUCCUGAGGUGCCAGCAAGCACAAGGUGACAGGGUGCAGAGGAACAAAAGGGUGAAGACCAGAGAGAAGUCUGCGGGCCGUCAUGAGCAUUGUGACAAGUGUUACAACCUCCACUGUCAAGCCCCCGUGCAGAUUUCUCUUUCAUGCAUGAUCAUCAAGUGUCAUAAAAACUGUGGGGCCUCCUUCCACAUGUGCAAGCAAGAGGAACACCAGCUACUCUGUCCCAACGAGACGGUCCCCUGCCUAAACGUUUUCUACGGCUGUCCCCUCACCAUGCUGCGCCACAGGCAGGCCAAACACCUGGAGGUGUGUUCUGCCAGCGUGGUCUGCUGCUCGCAGGAGUGGAACCGCUGGCCCGUUUCGGAUACCAAUCUGACCUUCUACAAAAAUGUUUCCAAAAGCCUUCAAACGGAGGUGAACCUUGAUGCCGCUCUGGCUCUCAGGGACCAAGAGCUGCUGUUUCGAUCCAUCAAAAUGAAGAAUAUUUUCCCUGAGUUGAUGGUGCAAGAUAUUUCUGAUGGGGUCGACAGUCCUGUAAAAGAAGAGUCAUCCUGUUCUCUAGUUUGUUGUGAAUUUACAUCAAACGGCCGCUCACCGAUGGAGGAAAGAGAACCGAGUCAAGAGGAGAGGGAUGCUUUGGCAACGAACAGGAAUGUAGAAAAUAUUCAGAACUACAACACCUGGGAGAAAAUAUUCAAAAAGGAUAUGGAGGGUUGCAAGCAAACUGUCAACAACCUAAACAACAGGGAGGGGAGGGGAAAAGAAAAUGAAAAGGAAGAAUCAUCAAACUGUCAGAGAGAGACAGCAGACUCACAUGUGAGCCAAGAGAAAUCGACUCCAAGCAUGGAUGGUGCAACUGGCCUAGCUCCAUGGCAAGACGGGGUCCUUCAGAGGUUAGGAAAGGAAGUCAACAUAGCUGAAUAUAACAUGUAUCUGGUUCACAAUGGGGCGAUGCUGAUUAACUUUGGCCAACUUGCUGCAUGCACCCCCAGAGAAAAGGAUUUUGUUUAUGGCAGUCUGGAGCCAAUCGAGGUUAAAACUGUCCGAACGUUUAACAUUCCUAAAAGCUAUCGAGCAAAACGCUGUCACUUGAAGGAUCCCGCACGCAAGGCCAAGACGACUCAACAAAGUGUUGACACCGCAGACCUUGGCUGUUCGCUCGAUGAUCUUCCAAAGUGCGACGAGGUUAGCACCACACUCCUGUGCUCCCUCGAAAAGGAACUGAAAGGACAUUUAAUCUCGGAGAGCUCGUCCGUCGAUGCUCUGUAUGUCGAUGUGGGAACACAGACUUACAACUUUGCCUCUGCUCCCUUCAAACAAGAUGCCUCACUCGCUGAUGUCAUCGCAGAAAAGCCUCCCGGUCUCUAUGUGCAUGUGGAAGCAGAAUCUGUCACCAGAAGACACAACAAAACAAGCUCAGCCUUCAGCUACAUGUGUGGCCACUUCUUCCGCCGCGAUGAAUUCCGCUCUCAUUUCAGGAAUGUGCACUCUGACAUACAGGCCUCUGUCAGCGGCUGGUUCCAACAACGCUGCCCCCUAGCAUACCUCGGCUGCACUUUCGCCCAGACCAGGUUUCACCCUUCAGGUCGCCCAGCAACAAUCAAAUUCUGUCAAGAUGUCAGCGCCUUUGUCCUCCGGCCUGAUGUCCCUUCAUGCCUCUGUGCACGGGAAACCUGCAGCCCUCUGAGAAAUGCUAAACAAAAUCCAGAUCCCCUGAGCAGCCUGCCCCUAGAGAUCCUGCAGCAUGUUGCUGCUUACCUCGACAGUUUCACAUUAGUUCAGCUGUCCAAGGUCUCCCUUCUGAUGAGAGAGGUGUGUGCCACAUUGUUGCAGGAGAGAGGGAUGGUCUCCCUCAAGUGGGAGAAAAAGACAUACUCCCACGGGGGAAGCUCCUGGAAAUGUCAAAAGAAGGUUUGGGAGUUCAGCUCUUUGUUUUCCCCUGUGGACAGAUGGAGCUUCAGAGACACUCCCUCCAUGUCAGAGCACCUGAAAAGCUGCUCCUUCUACCAGAGAGACGAGCGCUCUGAGCCGGUGGCUUUAGCCUGCCUGGGAGAGGUCAUGGACAAAUAUGAAGCAGUAAAGAAUAAAAGAUAAUGCUCAUGGUCUUUGUGGGCGGACCACAACACGAGCUAGGCCGUCUUUAG